Bacillus rossius redtenbacheri is the source of this 2974-nucleotide messenger RNA. RefSeq names its product protein amalgam-like. NCBI's taxonomy places the organism in Eukaryota, Metazoa, Arthropoda, Insecta, Phasmatodea, Bacillidae. Gene Ontology annotation, molecular function: protein binding; axon guidance receptor activity. Gene Ontology annotation, cellular component: axon; plasma membrane; neuronal cell body. The transcript is spliced from 12 exons. The record is from RefSeq and is a predicted model, not a curated record. The coding region runs from base 224 to 1723 and encodes 499 amino acids. Gene Ontology annotation, biological process: synapse organization; homophilic cell-cell adhesion.
GCAGUUCGCUGCGGUCUCUCGUCGCGGUCGGUCACGGAAGAGGCGCUCCCUCGCGACAGCAACCCCCGCAGCCCCCGAAGACGACAUGCGCGCGGCGACACGCUAGGUCACCCUCCCUCCCCCUCGCGCGGGGUCAUGCGCGUCCCCCCGGCCAGUGACAGGUGUCCCCGCUGAUCUCGACUGUCCGUGUCGGCAUGCCGUGCUGAGCCGAGCAGAAGCGACGAUGCUGCGUCCCGUGGCCUGCUCGCAGUGGCUGCUGGUCGCGACCUUGAGCUCCGCCCUGCUGCUGCCAGGUGCGACGGGCGACGUCAACAGCCUGGACCUGGUGACGGAGGAGCCGGCCUUCCUCACUUCCGGCAGGACCUUCCGCAUCAAGACCAAGGACACCGUGGUGCUCCCGUGCGAGGUCACCAACCCAGGGCGCUACGUGCUCGCCUGGAAGAGAGGCAUCGCCGUGCUGACGGCGGGCAACGUGAAGGUGACCCCCGACGCGCGGCUCAGACUCGUCGACGGCUACAACCUGGAGAUCAGCGACGUGCAGACGGGCGACGCCGGCUUCUACGUGUGUCAGAUCGGCACGCUGGAGCCGCAGGAGAUCAGCCACUCCGUCGAGGUGCUGGUGCCACCGAGGAUACAGCAGGUGUCGUCCAACGGCGUGGUGGAGGUGAAGAAGGGCGCCACCGUGACCUUGGAGUGCCGCGCCUCGGGCAACCCGCCCCCCACCAUCACCUGGACGCGCAAGAACAACAUCCUGCCGUCGGGCGAGCAGUCCGUGGAGGGCUUCACCAUCACCAUCGAGCAGGUGAACCGUCACCAGGCCGGAGUGUACGUCUGCUCGGCCAGCAACGGCGUGGGCGAGCCGGCGUCGGAGACCAUCGGCCUGAGGGUUCUGUACGCGCCGGAGAUCGAGGUGGAGCGCAGCUGGAUCCACUCCGGGGAGGGCUACGAGGCUCAGCUCGCCUGCAUCGUGCACGCCGAGCCGGCGGCCGAGGUGGUGUGGUACCGGGACAGCCUGCGCGUGGACCCCACGGAGCGGCGCAUCCUGGAGAACAGAGGCAGCCGCCGCACGCUCAUCAUCAGGAAGGUGCAGUUCUCUGACUUCGGCAACUACAGCUGCGUGGCGGAGAACGUGCUGGGCAAGGCGCGCAACUUCCUCGAGCUGUCGGGCAAGCCGAACCGCGCCGUGUUCCGCAGCCACCCGCUGGGGCGCUACCGCGACAGCUACAACAUCACGUGGUCCGUGGACAGCUACACGCCCAUCGAGGAGUUCAAGCUGUUCUACCGGCGCCUGCCGCAGACCGCGCCCCACCACCAGCCCGGGCUGCACGCCUCGUACUCCAAGUGGCCGCAGCGCCGGGACAACGACACGUACCCCUUCGUGAGCUACGGCAUGCGCGGCGAGUGGAACGACGUGAUCCUGCCCGCCAUCCCCUCGGAGCUACACACGCAGCAGAUGUCGUACCUCAUCAAGGGGCUGGAGGCCGGCGCCCAGUUUGAGGCCAAGGUUCAGGCCAAGAACCGCUUCGGCUGGAGCCUCGUCAGCGACGGCUUCCAGUUCUCCACGCGCAGCGCCGACUACGGCUCGGCGCACGACCUAUCGGCGGACACCUCGCUGCUGUCAGAGCCGGAGGUGCGCGACCUGAGCAUGACGGUGUUCAACAGCGUCUCGGCGCACGAGGCGUCGGCGUCCCUGCUGCUGCUGGCGGCGCUGCUGGCCUCGUAGUCGCGUCUCGCCGCGCUCAGAGCCAGCUUCAACAGUUUCGCAGUAGCCGAACCCAACUCCAGCUGGCAAGACUUCAGGCACUUUCGUUUGUUUUCUCGUCGUUCCUUUAAUUAUUAUUUUCUUUUGUUAUUUAACGUAGGUGAAAAUUUUUGUGGGUUGUUGCGAGAUGUCAUCCCCUCCCCUCGAGGAAAGAAGCAACGCCCCCGGCCCUGGGUGCAGAACACCCUUAAGAACCCACGCGUGCAGAACACCCUUAAUAAGCCACGCAUGUCAGGAUCCCCAGGAUCCCCAGGGGCGGCUGCAAGAUGUCCUCGGGUUCGCGAGGUGCUCCGUGGGCGAAGGACGUCUCUACCGAUGAUGUGACUCUAUGGCUCAUUGUAUCCCCGUGUUUGUGCGAGUGCGCGCCAGAAAGCACCAGACCAAGACUGAAAAAAAAAAGAAUAUAGUGUUCCUCCGUCAGAAAACAAAGGACAAUGCGUGUCGCUCUCCAGCCCGGAUGAAGGCUACGUUAGUGAAAAGGGAAGUGAUGGAGAAAAAAAAAGGAUUGUGACGAAUGCGCUCCAGUGAAACGAAAAAAAAAAACUAAACCAAAAUUCAACAAUGUUUGUAUGUACCUAAGAAUAACUCGUGUUUAAGGUGUCAAAGAAAUCUUUUUAUUUUGUAUGUGUGUUAAUUUGUUUUACUUAAAGGGGUAAUUAAUUUACAGAUAAAAUAAGAAUGUUUGUGAUUAUCCUGCUUUGUGACAUCCAGCCUUAAUGUGUCGUAAAAUAAAAAAAAAGGUGGGGGGACGUUGUUUUAACCGUUUAUUCCGAGAGAAAUAAUAAUACAUAAUCUCGUUAAAAAUGUUUGUAAUGUAAAAUGUCUAUUUAGAAUUUGCUACUGUGUAAAAUGACUGUCGUUCACCAAAAAAAAAUCAGUACGUUUGAUUUUAUAUAUAUUUAAAUUAUUUUAGUUUAAUGAAUGAUGUAAUGAAAAAUUCUAUUUGUAAACUUUUGAAACCAUCGUUUUCUUUUUAAAUUUACAAUAUAUGUUCUGGUGUACUAUUAAAAACUUGAAAGUUUUUUAAUAUCUAGUCAUUAUAAAGUCCUGUUCACAUUUACAAGACACUGGUUUGUUGACUGCAAAAAUGUACACACAAAUCCUUGUUGCUCACCAAUUAUUUGUAUGUAAAGAACGAUGGCACAUAUGUAAGCUUUGUAUUUUACUGCACAGAUAUUUGUGUAAUAAAUAAACGUCAAUUUUGACAUUAGU